Bacidia gigantensis is the source of this 561-nucleotide messenger RNA. RefSeq lists its product as uncharacterized. The transcript has 2 exons. The record is from RefSeq and is a predicted model, not a curated record. Lineage: Eukaryota; Fungi; Ascomycota; Lecanoromycetes; Lecanorales; Ramalinaceae. The coding region runs from base 1 to 561 and encodes 186 amino acids.
AUGUCCCCACUCAGGCUUUCAUAUGUAUACCUACUCUCACAAAUUGUACUUGGGUUGCCUGUAAUUGAUCUCAAUGGCCGAAGUGGUAUACCACCAACAACACUAACCAGCCAGGUGAUCGACAACGAGUACCCGCUUGAUCGCGUGCUAGAAAGCAAAGCAGCGUCAGAAAAUCCGCAGACGGCCAACACUGGAAGACAUGUCGAAACCACACUUGAUCUCACUAGCACCAAGGACACCUUUCAACAUUUCGACCCAAUUGAGGUCUUACCUAAAGUAGAGUCUGAACAUCGUCAGAAUCUGCACUCUGGACACCACGAUAGGGUACCUCACGCGUCGAGCUCACAAGAACGACUCAGAGACCUAGCCGCCUCGGCAACACCUUCUCUAGAGUUGAGGAGACGGGGCACUCCAGAAGAGGAAGAAAGCAAAAACGGAGUGCCUGUGAAAGAUAUUGAGGCCGAAAAACAAAGGAAACGUCAGAUAGAGAAGCAAGAGUACAUUCAACGGGGGCUCGCUCACGUGCUUGAGACCUCGAAAUGGCUUCAGGAGGUCAAUUGA